AUGAAGAUUCAGAGCUCAAAAAUGGACAGAAAGCAUGGAAAAUACAUAGUGAAUGUUGAACACUCUGAAAACCAGCCACCUAUCACGUGUUCAAAUGACCAAGAAGCUCACAGCCCUGCACGCUGGCAUCUACCUUCCAAUGACAUAAUCGAUGAUGUCCCUUCCAACUUAACUGGGGUCUGUGUGAGCCCAGGUGUUCUCGCACACUCAGGAUACCCACACACAGAAUUAUCUCAUACACAGGUGAAAGGAAAUGGCUGCUGUAACUGGUCUCUGUGGAACGUCUUUUUGGCUUGUCUCUUGGCCUGUGUGAUCACAACAGCAAUUGGAGUCCUCGUAAUAUGCUUGGUGAAUAAUAGAGGAAACAACAACUCUACCAUUGUUAUCAACCUACCCUCAAAGGAUAGGGAGCCUGUAAUUAUCGUUCAUGAAACCACGACUGCUUCUCCACCUACAGUGACCAUCACAUCAGCUGAACCUGCAACCACAGCCAGUGCAACAUCCACUGGCCCUCCAACCACAGCCAGUGCAACAUCCACUGGCCCUCCAACCACAGCCAGUGCAACAUCCACUGGCCCUCCAACCACAACAGACACAACCACCUCUCUAACAACAGCGUCCACACUUCCACUUGAACUUACGACUGGAGCAACCUCCACUCCCAGUUCAAGUUAA
Messenger RNA from Pteropus alecto (black flying fox), 675 nucleotides. RefSeq names its product dynactin-associated protein. The coding region runs from base 1 to 675 and encodes 224 amino acids. Lineage: Eukaryota; Metazoa; Chordata; Mammalia; Chiroptera; Pteropodidae. The record is from RefSeq and is a predicted model, not a curated record. Gene Ontology annotation, cellular component: Golgi apparatus; plasma membrane. The transcript has 4 exons. Gene Ontology annotation, biological process: activation of protein kinase B activity.